Labrus mixtus (cuckoo wrasse) is the source of this 6384-nucleotide messenger RNA. RefSeq names its product F-BAR and double SH3 domains protein 2-like. The record is from RefSeq and is a predicted model, not a curated record. Gene Ontology annotation, biological process: regulation of actin filament polymerization; neuromuscular synaptic transmission. The transcript has 22 exons. NCBI's taxonomy places the organism in Eukaryota, Metazoa, Chordata, Actinopteri, Labriformes, Labridae. Gene Ontology annotation, molecular function: protein binding. Bases 218 to 2587 code for a protein of 789 amino acids. Gene Ontology annotation, cellular component: recycling endosome; neuromuscular junction.
CUCCUCGCUUCUUCAGUUUUCUGUAUAAACCAGCCUAUUUAUCAUCAUCAUGGCCGCCGGAGUACAAAUUUAAACAACUGUCUUUUCCUCCCUGUCGUCUCGAUGGGGAAUCUUGUGUGAGGGAAACAAAUAUUUGCCCCCACACUUAUUUGGAUUUCCUCUUUGGAAUUACAAUACAUCUCAUAAAGGGAAAUACCAUUCAUGUCAAUACUCCAACAUGCAGCCACCGCCGAGGAAGGUCAAAGUGACCCAGGAGCUGAAAAAUACACACACAGAGCAGAUGACAAGACUGCACUUUAAACACCAGACUGAAUGUGACCUGCUGGAAGACAUGAGGAGCUACAGUCUGAAGAAGGGACAGCUGGAGAGGGACUACGCACAGGCUCUGCAGAAGUUAGCAAGCCAGUACCUCAAGAGAGACUGGCCUGGAAUCAACCCUGAUGACCAGAGAACAGACUACAGGAAUGUGUAUGCAGUGUGGAGGUCCUACUUAGAAGGUACAGUGCAGGUGAGCCAGUCCAGGCUCAACGUGUGCGACAACUACAAAAGUCAAGUAUCAGAGCCGUCUAAGACGGUUCGACUCUACAAGGAACAGCAACUGAAAAAGACCAUAGAUCAGUUGAGCGGUAUUCAAACAGAGCUGCAGGAGUCGGUGAAAGAGUUGGCCAAAGCCAAGAAAAAAUACUACGACUGUGAGCAGGUCGCCCACGCUGUACGAGAGAAGGCAGACAUAGAGGCCAAGUCUAAAUUAGGACUUUUCCAAUCAAGAAUUAGUUUACAGAAAGCAAGUGUAAAGUUGAAAGCCAAGAGAAGUGACUGUAACUCAAAGGCAACACAGGCCAGGAACGACUACCUACUAACGCUAGCUGCUGCCAAUGCUCACCACGACCGGUACUACCACACAGAUCUACUGCACUGCAUACAGGCUCUGGAUGGCAGGAUCUAUGAGCAUGUGAAAGACUACUUGGUAUCACUGUGUCGGACAGAGCUAGAGGCCUACCAAGCCACACACAACACCUACCAGUUCCUGUUGGACAAAUCCACCAGGAUAAUACAAGAGUUCAACCAGCAGUUGUUCAUGCAGGAGAACCCAGUGUUUCACAAAGCACACGACUUCCAGUUCCAGCCCAGUGAAUGUGACACGACUCUGAGUUCGGUGCAGCAGUUGGUGGACAUUGAGCCGUCGCCCGUCAGUGCCAUGAGAAUGACCCUGGCACAGAGUCGUCAGCUGGAGUCAGAGACGGGGACGACAGAGGAGCACAGCCUGAACAAGGAGGCCAGGAAAUGGGCAACCAGAGUGGCACGAGAACACAAGAAUAUCAUUCAUUACAAGAGAUGUUUGGAGGAGUGUGAGAGCCACGGCCUGCCCCCCACAGAGCAGGGCAGGCUGGAUCUGGAGCUGAAGAUAGAAGACACCAAAGAAAGCAUGCGGAAAGCUGAGACAAUAAAGCUAAAAGCUGAGGCUCGCUUGGACCUUCUGCGCCAGGUGGGGGUUGCUGUGGAUACCUGGCUUAAGAGCGCCAUGAACCAGGUGAUGGAGGAGUUGGAGAAUGAACGUUGGGCCAGCUACACCUCCCACGAUCCCUCACUGUCGGGCACAGUGGACCUGGAGCGUGAGGAAGGCGAGGAGUGUGAAGAGAACAUGGAGGUUUUUGACGACAGCAGCUCCAGUCCUUCGGGAACCCUUCGGAACUACCCGCUGACCUGCAAAGUGCUCUACUCGUACAAGGCCUCUCAGCCAGAUGAGUUAACCAUCGAUGAGAAAGAGAUGUUGGAGGUCAUUGAAGAUGGAGACAUGGAGGACUGGGUCAAGGCCCGCAAUAAGACCGGUCAAGUGGGCUACGUCCCAGAGAAAUACCUGCAGUUCCCGACCUCCAACAGUCUGCUGAGCAUGCUCCAGUCUCUGGCCACACUCGAUGCUCGAUCACACACCUCGUCCAAUUCCACCGAACCGGAGCUGCACUCCAACUGCGUCAAUGGAGACACUAACACGAUGUAUGUCCGGGCACUUUACGAUUACGAGGGCCAGGCGGACGAGGAGCUCUCCUUUGCGGAGGGAGCGGUAAUCCGUCUGCUGAAUCGUGACACUCAGACGGACGACGGCUUCUGGGAGGGGGAGCUCAACGGACGGGUGGGCGUCUUCCCCUCCGUGCUGGUGGAGGAUUUCACGGAGAACGGGGAGACCAGUGGAGGAGUGGCAGGUGACAUACAGAUUUCGCCUUCCCUGAAGUGGCCAUCAUCGCUGCCACCUCUUCCACUGUACGACCAACCUCCCAUCAGCCCUUUCACCAGCCCAGAGACCUCCACACCGCCUCCUCUCCCACGCUCUCCCUCUGCUGCACUCAACGGGGAACACAAACCUCCACCGCCUGCCUCGUCACACAAGGGAUCACUAUCCACCCACAAUCAAAGCUCUGGCAGGAGUCCAGUGUCUCCAGGAUUUCCUCAGCCUCUGAGAUUCACCCCUGAAGGAGGCCUGAGCAAACUACGACCUGUGCGAGCUGCUCCUCCUCCACCCAAACAACACUCCCGCCGACAGCAGGAGAAGAGCGACAAAACAGAGGAGGUGGAGAUCACACUGGUGUGACAAACAGCCGAGCUGGCAGGCGAUUAUAGAGAUAUAAAAAAUAAAAACAGAUGACAGACAUAUGUAUACCUACAGGCUGGGGAACUGAACUGCUCUGAACUGAAGUCAGCCAAAAUAAAGUGAUGUGAAGUCAACUGAACUGAACCACGUCCUCCGCCCACGGCCUCUCUGCGUCUCCUCUCAUCCUCAAGUUGAGGAAGAGAGCAGCGACGGAGGGAGAACAAGAGUAUCCAAUCAAAUUAUCUCCGUAUUAGCUUCUUAAUGAAGUGCAGCAGUAGCUGCCCCCAAAUCCCGCCCUGCCCUCUCCCCUCCUCCCAUUCUUGCCUUAAAACUUCACCUCAUCGGGCGGCGAGCCCGAGCACACUGAAGAGGAAGUAGAAUGUUAUGUGAGGGGUUGUGUGAAGGAAAGUUCUUGAUAGGUCUGGCAAGUUUUCUUUUAUCCUCUUUAGCUUACUUCCAGGUGACUUUAAUGCUGUUUUUUGUAUUUACAGGAGGAAUAUUUAGCUGUGUUUGAGAAAUUACACUUUUUCACUCACUUACUAACAAAUAAUAAGAACACAUGAGGAGCAUUAUGGAGACUUGGAACUUACUAAAUGUAGGUGAUUAAUACAAGGCAAGUCAGACAUAUAAGAUCGACUUUGUGACUUUUGGAGAAAUGGGAAGGAUUGUCUGGAUAACAAGCUUGACUUCAAACAUUGAUAGUUAAACACCCCGAGAGUCAGACUUACCAGCUGGUUACUGAGCAAAGGCUAAGUGUCUUCAGAAUCAUAAACAAGCAUGUGCUUGUUAAAUUUAAUCCUCCAGAUACUCUACCACAGACGUCUGUGACAUGACUGAAGUAUUCAAAGACUUCCAGUUAAUAAACUCUUAUAAAAGUCGCUAAAGCAUUUUAGCUGGUAGGCUAACAAAGCUAGGCAGCUAGCUAAAUACUUUAGCCUGGCAAGUAGCUUCCUGGCUAAAAGGCUUAGGAUACUCUUACAAGAGUUUACCCUGAAGCUACAGCAUAAUGCCCUACUGUAUGUUGGAGGUGAAAGUCUGUUUUACCUUAUGCCAAAACUUCAGCCUGGUUGAUUACAAAAGAGGUUUGUUCUCAUCGUGUUUGGCCACAAAUGUUUGUUAGCUAGCUAGCUAGUUAUGAGUCCUUAUUAAGGAUAUUGGAAAAUGUUGGACAAUUGGAGUAAAGAUAAAUUAUUCAAAUUUGCGCCAAGCCGCAAGGACAGGAAAAUAAAAAUGUCGUAGUAACAAUAUAACUUAUUUUUUGAUUUACAUUGAGUAAAAAGUAAGCUAAAUGAGAGUAGAAAAAGUACAAAACUUGCCAAACGUGUCAUUUUUAGAGUGCAGCUGGGGUUUUGUAAAUGGACAGAGAAACUGGGUUGUGUGUGGACGCAGAGCCCCCUCUCCCCUGGCCAGCCCUACCCUCACCAUAUAUAGUCCUUCUCAUCAUACGUAUUCAAUGUGUAUUAGUACAGUACAUUACUGUUGUCAUAGGAAUGUUAUGCACAGCGUUUCAUAUAGACUAACUCUGCUGAAUGGAAAAACCAUCUCUGAUAUGUAGUGGUGAUUCUGAAAGGGCAUUGUAUAUACAGUAUGAAGGCGAGAUGAAAGAGGAGAGGGAAGAAGAGAGCGAACGGACGAGAGAGAAGACGGAGGCUGGAUCCUCCCUUCUGCUCGUUUCUUCUUCAAAAAUCUCUUUCCAUCCUUCCUUUCUUUGUCUCCCUCUUUUCUCUAAUGUCUCUUCUUUCCGCUGGCAGUCGGUGUGAAUCGGUGGCAAUCAUAUACACACAUACAGCAACAUUAUAUUACGCACACACACGUCGCUAUAACUGUCAUUCUGUGGCCCUCUGUGCGCUUGUAUCACUGAUUGAUUCAAGAGGAGGCUCCUGGUGCUUUCCAAGGCACUGAAACUGUUGGUAUUCACUAUGUGGUGACGAAGAAAGGAUUUAUUUGAGAUGAUAUGGACACUGAUAAUAUAAGCUGCAGAAGGUUUUAUUAAUCGCAGAGUGAACUGUAAAGCGUGUAUCCCUAUGGAUCAUAUCUCUUUUCACACUGAUUUUGUGCACAUAUAUCCAUCGGAGCCUAAAUGCAAUACAUCUGAAGGUUUUUUUAUUUUAACUUUUUGUUGUUCUGCCAUGCAACUCCAUCAAAUCACUGCUUCUCUGCUGUAUUAGAAACUAACUAUGGGAGUUUGUAUUACAGAAGAGAUAGCAUCUACACAUUUAAAAUGCCCAAUUAAGUGUGAUCUUUUUGUUUUUACGUGUCUCACAUUUCAACUUCAGCUUUCAGUGGAAGAAAGAAAAAGUAAACAAAAGAGAGAAGUAUGCAUCAUGCUCAAUGGACAGAAAUAGCAAACGACAUUCAAAUGAAGCUACGUACAAUUCUAUUAUGUUUUUUUUUAUUUUUUACUCAAAGUAAAUAAAUCUCCCCCUUAUAUACCCCUCAAGCCUUUAAAGCUCCUUUGCCUAAAGAGUCAGUGUAGCACUUUUAUUUAUUUGUACCCCUCCUUUCCUGGAAAGUAGCACUACCUUAACAUAGAAUCAGAAUGCAUAGAAGAGACUCAGACUCGGACUUGAUGACAGAAAUCAGGGUUAUUCUUUUCAUUCUGAUUCUGUGGUGGAUCCUUUUUUUUUAUUUCAGUGUGACUGAUGAGUUUCUGUUUUUAUUUUUAUUAUCUCUUUCAAAGAGAUUGAGAAAUGAGAGUGUCAUUUGGUGUUUUUUUUUCUACUUAUGAGAAACAAAGAAGCCCUGCUUAGGGAUGUUGUUGAAUGAAGACUUGGAGAGAAAGUGGUUUUAUAGUCUGGAUGUUCUAACUGAUUGGUGUUUGAUGCUGAAGAUGUAAAAAGGUGCCCCAUUCCCCCCCCCCCCCCCCCCCCCCCCCCCCUAUUUAUUAAACCAGGGUUUACUUUCUUAGAGCACUGAAUACUUUUUGAAAUAAAAUAAAAACACUCACAUUAUUUUCCCGAAAUGCAACAAGCGAGUGGAAAGCUGGCAACAAUGAAAACGAAUCCUGCUCUAGUGUGAGACAGCUCUGGAAAUUAAAACAUUAAACAUUUUGAGGAGGCUUAUUUAUAAGGCCGUUGUAUUGUUACCAGGCAUUGCAGUAUCAUAGCACAUUUCCUGUUGGAUUAAAAGGAUAAAGUUUAUUUUAUUCAUACGAUGUGCAAACACACAACAGAGUAUAAGGAUUGAUAUGAAGUGCUUACUUCAUGGUUUUAGUGUGUAGUAUAGAGAGAAAACUCUAAAAAUAAAUCCUGUGGGAAUAAGUAUCUGUUUCAGAUCCCGAACUCUACUCCUCUUGUGUUGCAGGAAAUGACAUCAGCUUGUCAAAGUGUCAUCAGGCCGACCUGAACAGAACAGCAGCCUCUACUUAAGCUAUUUGAGUUGACCGUUUACAGCAGAACGAGAGCGCUCUAUUAAACUAUCAGAUGUUAUAUUUAUGGAUUUUUCUUGCCACUUACCACAUGAUUAUUUCCCCUUCUUAACUGUCCUUUUCGACAACUACGGUCUAAACAUUUUUUGGUAUUGGCCUUUUGUUUUGGUUUCAUGUUUUAUAUCAUUUGAUUUCCCUUCCUUUGGAGCAGCUGCACAGCUGCCGGGAUUAACCAACAGGCCUUCUCUCUCUCUUUCUCUCUCUCUCCCUCUCUCUCUCUUUCUCUCUCUUUUCAUAGACUGUUGCCAUGUUGACAAUAAUGAGAACCGGUGCAAAGGUCUUUCAGCAUAUUAUUAUUGGCUGUACAAAAAAACAAAGUUUGUAUUUAUUGUGUACAAAUGUUAAUUAAUAAAAAAAUAUUGAAAACUUG